GCCCUCUGUCGCARUACCGUCURCGCCUCCGCAGACCACCGUCUCCCCUCCUUCCCCACCGCGACUACCGACGCGUGGAGCCAUUCGCUCAGCCCGUUGCAGCGAGUAGCAAGCUGCUCGCUGCAACGGGCUGAGCGAAUGGCUCGACGCGUGGCGAGAAGACGACGCAGUGCAGCGACAUGGAGGGUGAGUCGCUCCUGACGAGCCUGAAGCAUGCUCAAGUCCCUGAUCGCACCCUCCCGAUCAUCCCCGUACGACUUGGGACCUCCACGAGGGUGUACUCAGCGCUGUGGGAUUCCGGUUCUCAGGGCGACUUCAUUCACCCACGCGUGGUGAAGGAAGCCCGCUUACCCACGACAGGGUCUCCGACUCCCAUCUCCGUUACCCUAGGGAAUGACAAGACCUAUCGCUUCUUCGAUCAGAUGGUCACCGACCUCCCCUUCUUCCUCACUCUCGAGCCGACUGAGCGUUCCCCGGCGUCUCGUCGCCACCGCUCCUCUGCACAUUUCGAUGUGAUGGAGACGGGGUACGACUUCAUUCUCGACACUCCGUGGUCUCGUCGGUUCCGCAGCACCGAGGCCGAUUGGGCGACCAACACUCUCGUUCUCAAAACGAAGUGUGGACAGACGUAUCGCGUACCUUUCAUAGRUACCACGACGACACCAUGCCCCGAUCCUCCUCCCCCGGAGCCUUCAGUGCCCACACCAUCUCCCUCUAUCACUGUCACCUCGCCUCGGCAGUUCGCUGACUUCAUUCGUCAGGACGACAUCACCUUCUUUAUGGUGGACGUGAUGGAUCUCUUACACUAUGAUCCACCCUUUCGUGACCUCAUCCGAGAGUACCACGACGUUUUUCCAUCGUCGUUCUCGUACGCCGGCAUCCCACCGAUGCGUGACGUCGAGCACUUCAUUCAGCUCGUGCCGGAAUAUCGUGUUCACCACCAGGCACCCUACAGACUCUCGAUCCCCGAGGCCACGGAACUCAAGCGUCAGCUUGAGGAGCUCCUGAGACUGGGUUUCAUUAAACCCAGCAACUCCCCGUGGGGUGCACCCGUCCUCUUUGCUCGCAAAGCGGAUGGAACUCUUCGUCUCUGCAUCGACUACCGCGGCCUUAACCGCUACACGGUUAAGAACAGCUACCCCAUGCCUCGUUCCGAUGAGCUGUUCGACCGCCUAGCAGGCAACUGCUUCUUUACGAAGAUUGAUCUUCGUAGCGGUUACCAUCAGAUCCGCGUCGCUGCAACCGACCAGCCGAAGACCGCGUUCCGCUCGCGAUUCGGCCACUACGAGUUCACGGUGAUGCCAUUCGGCCUCACCAACGCACCCGCUACCUUCCAGAGGGCGAUGAACGACAUCUUCAGGGACCUGCUGGAGCAGUACGUUCUCGUCUACCUCGACGAUAUCCUGGUCUAUAGUCGUACCCUUGAGGAGCACCUCAGACACCUCCGCGACGUCCUUGACCGCUUGCGCAGACAUGGCUUCUACGCCAAGCUUAGCAAGUGCCGCUUUGCCCAGCACAAAGUGGAUUUCUUAGGACACUACGUGGUUGCAAGUGUCAACUGGCCCCAAUUUAGUCAGUAUGUACAGAUGUCAUGUGCCCAGGAGCGCCGUGUAGAAAUGAUUCAAGAUCUUUACAAGCUUGAACGAACUGAAGCUGGGCCAGAACAUGGAGGCAUAAUCAUAAAACUGCUGAAGAGGAUAUACAAACUGAACAAUUGUAGUUGGAAGCCUGAACGGAUUCUGUUCUACAGGGAUGGUGUGAGCGAAAGCCAGUUCAACCAGGUUGUGAAGUAUGAGCUUGAUGCUCUUGAACAGGCUUUUUUUGGAAUAGAUCGAGCGUAUAAACCAAAACUCACUUUCAUUGUGGUGAGAAAGAGACAUCAUACGAGAAUGUUCAGCACAUCCAGAGGAGAAGAAGACAGAUCUGGCAACGUCCGCCCUGGGACUGUUGUUGAUUCGGUCAUCUGUCACCCUGUGGAAUUCGAUUUCUUUCUGAACAGCCAUGCUGGAAUUCAGGGAACAAGUCGCCCUGCACACUAUCAGGUGCUGAGAGAUGACAAUGGAUUCACAGCAGAUGGAUUGCAACAACUGACAUAUGCUCUGUGUCAUACGUUUGCACGUUGCACGAGGUCCAUCUCCGUCGCUUCCCCUGCAACAUAUGCACAUUUGGCGGCGUACCGUGCAAGGCACUAUAUGGAAGCGGGGAGCGACUCCGAGACCAGUUCCCAGCAGCAAGGGGAAGCUGAGCACUACUGCAUGCUCAGCAUCCCUCUGUUGUCCUGGUUGCCGGUAGCAGCAUACGGCGGUGGACUACCUGCGGGAUCUGAAUGCAGGGGAUGCUGUGAUGUGCUGUUUUGCCAGCAUACGGCGGUGGACUACCUGCGGGAUCUGAAUGCAGGGGAUGCUGUGAUGUGCUGUUUCGCCAGCAUCCAUCGUGGUUACAACCGCCACGCCGGAUUUGUUCCGUCGAAAUUUGGUGUGGAACGAGAGAACGAGUACACGAUCGUCUUGGUAUUGAUGCCGUAGUACGGACAGCGUGCUAGUCGUCGCCAAAUUCACUAAUCGUAAUGAUCCUGCUGUUUUGCUGUCAUAGUAUCAUAUAGAUGUCCUCACUGAUUUCAAUUGAUUUGUGCAUUUGCGUCAAAUACAGUUCGGAGAGAGACGGCGACUAAGUAGUGAGUAGCAUGGCCCUUGCACUCUGGUAUGUACGGCAGUGCGUACUGGGAGUCGACAGAUUAGAGGUUAAUCUGUUGCCAGCGUAUUUGGUUAACGUAAAGGCAGUGCUCGAUUUGUGUGCUUGUCUGAUGUUAGGCCUUCUUGUUUUCUUUUUUGUCUUUUUUUUUUUUGGUUUUUUUUUUCUGUCCUUCAGGACAUCCGCUAGAAUUGGAACGGUACAGAGAAGAUUAGUGUGGCCCCUGCUCAAGGAUGACACACAUAAAUCGAGAAAUAGUUAUUUAAAAAAAAAAAAACAGAAGGCUUCUUGUUUUUUGGUGUUCAGGCGAUACUGUUAGCUAUGUUCACUGCAAGCAGGGCUCAAAGGACCACCAUCUAUUUGGCUUCCUGUUGACAGUGACAGUGUCUAUUCUCGCGUAGGCAGCUUAUAUCCUACGGGCCAGCUUACCAGUAGGGAAGUUACAGUGGACCUGUGGAGUUGUGACGAGGGUUGCAGCCAGGGUUAUGGAUGCGAGCUAUCCCUUUCUGUGAGGUGUGACCAGUCAGUCCAGUAGUACUGAGGAUGGAUCAAAUGACUCGAAAUGAGGCACACAGAAAGUUAUGGGUGGGAGCUAUCCCUGUCUCCGCAGGACAAUGUCAGACCCAUAGGCUCCUGGCAAUUCAGCAGCAGUUUGGCUUCACCAUCCCCGUUCCGUCCCCGUCCUUAGUGCUGAUGUACGGAUCUGAUGGCUCGUGUUGGGAAUCCAUAUGUUUGAAUUUCUAGCAGGUUAUCUCGAACGUUCUGUACGUGAGAAUUAUGUUCCUGUGAUUAUGAGUGUCAUUAUGUGAGUGGAGGCAACUGUGGCCACAAACUGAAUCAGGGAUCAAGAAUCUGCCCAUAGUCUGUCGCGUUAAACCGCUAGUACACCCCGCCCCAGCCUUGCAGAAAAGUUUUUGUCGCCACAAGCAAAACUCGGAGCCACCGCGCGGCCCGGGCGCCAUUAAAGAAGGAAAAAUCGGCGGCCUCCGAAGUAGCGCGGGUUUCGUGUGACACCCGCGGCGGACCUAUGUGUGGUGUAGUGGUGCUUUAAGCACAGCUUCUGUUGCUUUGGUUUGUGUGUGGAAUUCCGUUGACACCUCCUUUUGUUCCCGGUUCGCAGGAUGAACUGCCAGUCUACAGUUCUGCGACCCAAGGAUCUGUGCUUAGCCCUCUGGCCUAUAGAAAGAAGCGGGGGGGAGGGGGGCCAGUGAGGGGGGUAAGAUGUCUUGAUGCUUUAUUGUGGCAUGGAUGAUGUUGCAUAUAUAACUCGUGUCCCUCGUGUCUAGUGUUCCAGGACGAAGGUUCGGACCCUGGUCACUGGUUUUGUUGCUUUUGUUCAGCUGUGGACUGCUAUAGACAGCUCUUUUUCUAGUACUAGACAUCGACUAUUUCUGUUCCUGGUUUAAGUAUAGACAGCUCUUUUUCUAGUACUAGACAUUAACUAUUUCUGUUCCUGGUUCAGGGAAAAAACUGGUUGUGACCAAGGUUCAGAACCUUGGUCAACGUUGGUCACUAACCUUGGUCACUGGUUUUGUUGCUUUCGUUCAGGUUUGGACUGCUAUCGACAGCUCCUGUCGAAUAUAGACAAGCUCUUUGACUCCCCGGCGCAGGGGAUAAACUAAUUGUGACCAAGGUUCUGACCUUUGUCACUGUUUUUGUUGCUUUUGUUCAAGUGUGGACUGCUAUAGACAGCUGCUUAGAGUAGACAUAAACUCUUUAUUCUCCCUGGUUGUUCAGGGGAUAAACUGGUUGGAGACAC
Messenger RNA from Chara braunii, 4450 nucleotides. The record is from the annotation of a GenBank genome assembly. Lineage: Eukaryota; Viridiplantae; Streptophyta; Charophyceae; Charales; Characeae.